AUGGCGGCCGAGCAGAGGGUCUCUAAGCGUGUGGAGAGGGAACUCCACCAGACAAAAGUCGUGGUCCGCCAUCUACCGCCCGACUUUGACCAGGAAGCAUUUAUGGAGGCGUUCUCUCCGGGUCUACCCGAAGGCAGUUUCAACUAUCUCUACUUCGCGCCCGGCGAUCCGGAGUUCGGCCCGAACGGCUGCGCGCGAGCAUACGUCAACUUUACUGACGAGUCCGCCAUCCUGACGUUCCGUGACCAGUUCGACGGCAUGGUUUUGGAGUCGAAAAGCGGCGGAGGGCAAAAGUACCGCGACCCUCAUCGAGUUUUCGCCGUUUCAAGCGGUACCCAAGCCUCGUAA
This is a messenger RNA of Geodia barretti, 348 nucleotides long. The record is from the annotation of a GenBank genome assembly. NCBI's taxonomy places the organism in Eukaryota, Metazoa, Porifera, Demospongiae, Tetractinellida, Geodiidae.